Molecule: messenger RNA, 1073 nt
Organism: Moneuplotes crassus
Lineage: Eukaryota; Ciliophora; Spirotrichea; Euplotida; Euplotidae
Source: the annotation of a GenBank genome assembly
UAUAAAAUCAUCAUGAAAGUUGGGGUUACAGGUAUUACUGGAUUUCUUGGUUCCACCGUUGGAAAACACCUCUUACUAUCAGGGAAGUAUCAUGUUAGAGGAUCAGUGAGGAGCUUAGAAAAUGCUAGCAAAAUCAACCCCAUCAAGCAAGCCUACAAAUCUUACGAAGAUGCUUAUGAAUUGAAAGAGGCAGAUCUUUUAGAUGACGACAGUAUUUAUAAGUUUGUGGAAGGAUUAGAUUACGUCAUUCACGUUGCUUCACCAUUCCCUGAUAUAUCAAAGAAUGUUAAUGAAGAAGAACUUAUCAAACCUGCUGUUGAUGGAACCUUGAGUGUCUUAAGAGCUUCACAACACUUUGGAAUCAAAAGGGUCGUCGUAACAGCUUCAACUGCAACCAUAUCUGAUGGGGCAGGCUCAAAACUUACUUAUGAUCACACAGACCAUGUUGAUCCUGAAACUGUAGUAAACCCUUACAUCAAGAGUAAGAUCCUAGCUGAGAAUGCAGCUUGGGAAUUUGUUGAAGAAGCUAAAGAGUCAGGCUCCCCUCUUGAAAUGUCAACCAUCCAUCCAGCCGGUAUCAUAGGCCCUACUUUAACUAAAGGUACUGAGUUUACUUCAAUGUCUGUUUUCAGAAAUUUCAUGACAGGCAAAUUCCCAUUGCUUCCCAAAAUCACGAUUGGGCUUAGUGAUGUCAGAGAUCUUGCUGAUGCUCAUGAAAAAGCUCUUUUUGCGGAGCCAUAUCAAAGAUAUGUUACUGCUUCAUAUGCUUUAUAUGCUAAAGAAGUAAGCCAAAUAAUCAAAGAGGAAUUUGGAGAUAAAGGUCUUAACCCAACCACUAGAGAGAUGCCGUACCUGAUCGCUAGAGCGAUGGCUACUUUCAAUCCUGUUCUCAGAGGAUAUCUUGGCAGAUGGGGCAAGAAGAUCACCUACGAUUGCUCAAAUGCAGAAAAACAUUUAGGGUACAAGCAAAGAUCACCAAGAGAAUCUAUCAUAGAUAUGACCAACAGCUUCAUCAACCAGGGCUAUGUCAAACCCACCACAUAACCUCCCAUACUCCACUUCCCAAAUUCAAC